AUGGAUCCCACUACCUUGAGACGAGAUCUGUUUGAGGCCUUACUCCCCAUUCAUUGUCAAGAAUUCCCAGGCCGAGAUGAUGAAAGUUUGCCUUCGCGUAUGACCACCAGACCCAUUCUCGAGGUGUUCCUUUGUGUAGAUGAUUCACGGAGGAACUUUGAGAUUUUCCGCCUAUCCCAAUUGAUACCAGGAGAAAAGCAGCUGAAUCGGAACUACUAUGAAGUUAGCAACGAAGAAUCAAGCUUGGCUGACCAUAGGCUUCCUUGCCCAUCAAGCCUCUUGGGCUCCAGCGUUUGCAAAAUCCGUCCCCCAAGUAUUGAUAGUGGCACGUCUUCUCCAACAAGAGACACGGGGUAUCUUAACCUGAUUCUUUACACUAUCUCCUUCUAUUUCACGCUAAAACUCGUGAUUGGAGCUGCAGAUAUAAGACUGGUAGAAAUUCUGCUAGGCCAAAGCAACGACAACCUACAGCUACAGCUACAUCAUACGACGCUGCAAAACGCCCCUGCUUCCGAAAGUUCCAUGCUGCGGCUGGACCAGGAAUUCCGGCUUAAUGCCGGUAAAAUGGGCCCCAGGACAGUCGCCAAGUGCGCUCACAUUGGGUAUGCGAUGUGGGACAUCUAUCGAAAUGCCAACAGCGCUUGUGGAACUCCAUUAUUCGAUGUAUUCACUCGGCCGUACUUCAGACAGACGUGGAUCAUACGAGAGUUAAUUGUCCUCAAAAACAGCCUUUGCGAUAUGUGGAGGCAGGAAGGCCGACUGGAAUGCUUCCGCGGGGCUGCAAACCACAUUAUUCAAGUUGAGCUACACCAAGACCAUCUAUCCUACCAUGCACAAUAUUCUGUUCACCCAACGUGCAAACUAGGUAGAGUUCUGGACAUUGACAUUCUUAUAUUCGAUUGA
This is a messenger RNA of Histoplasma capsulatum G186AR, 903 nucleotides long. RefSeq lists its product as uncharacterized. The transcript is spliced from 6 exons. Bases 1 to 903 code for a protein of 300 amino acids. Lineage: Eukaryota; Fungi; Ascomycota; Eurotiomycetes; Onygenales; Ajellomycetaceae. The record is from RefSeq and is a predicted model, not a curated record.